AUGUCGUCCAACCAGUCCGCUACGGACUCCAAUGCCGACCUGGCUCGAAAACUGCGUGGUGCUGAAAUUGGGUAUUCGGAAACUUCCUCAAUCACCGAAAAGCAAACAGUCAUCUAUCGCCCCCUCUCCGAGUCUCCAAGUAGCACCACUGUGGGCCCAGACCGGGAGGACACCUUUAAUCUUCAAGAAUAUUCGACAAUGAAUGCCCCAAACGAGAUAAUCGCAGUGAGAAGUUUCGUCUAUUCGUCUGAUGUCGUCCACAGCAGGAGGAUGGGAACCAAGUCAGAGGCUGGAAAGACAGAGAAGGCAGAGGAUACUAGGUCCGAGACUGCCACAGAUAUCGAUAUUAUCAAAAGACGAGGAUACGAAUUUCACGUAUAUGGCCCUGGGAUGAACACGGACGAGAUAAUACAAAAAGCCAUGAUGCUCCGUCUGGGGUCGGAGAAAACCCCUAGCGACGGCGUAGCCGUCCAGGAACCCAUCCAGGAACCCAAACCGGCAAAGCAGAAGUGGCCCCCCCGCCUGAAGAGGAUAGACGAGAUAGUGAAAACAGAACGAGAGAUGAAGCAAAUGUGGGACUAG
Amorphotheca resinae ATCC 22711 is the source of this 582-nucleotide messenger RNA. RefSeq lists its product as hypothetical. Bases 1 to 582 code for a protein of 193 amino acids. The transcript has a single exon. NCBI's taxonomy places the organism in Eukaryota, Fungi, Ascomycota, Leotiomycetes, Helotiales, Amorphothecaceae. The record is from RefSeq and is a predicted model, not a curated record.